Molecule: messenger RNA, 951 nt
Organism: Symbiodinium sp. CCMP2592
Lineage: Eukaryota; Dinophyceae; Suessiales; Symbiodiniaceae
Source: the annotation of a GenBank genome assembly
AUGCGGGCGGCCAUGGCGCGACGGGCAGUGGCAGCGACUGAAAUGACCCGGCCACGGCCGUGCUUUGCCCCCGCGGGUAUGCCAGUCGGCACCCAAGCAGCCGAGCGCUUGGCCCAGUUUGCGCAGAGGUCGCGCGGCUCGCUGGUCUGCCUGACGGGCGCCGGAUUUUCCACCGAGUCCGGGAUCCCGGACUACCGGAGCCCCCAGGGGUCCUACUCCAAGGGCCACAAGCCCAUGACCCACCAGGAGUUCGUGUCCAGCUGCCUGAACCGCCGGCGCUACUGGGCCCGCUCUCUCAGGGGCUGGCGGUACUUCGACGGUGCUGCCCCGAACUCUGCACACCGAGCGUUGGGGGUGUUGGAAGACGCCGGGUAUGUGCAGGCGGUGAUCACUCAGAAUGUCGACGGUUUGCAUCAAAGGGCUGGGUCUCAGAAUGUGAUCGACCUCCAUGGGCGCAAUGACCAGGUCGUGUGCCUGACCUGCUCUCGCUCGCGUCCGCGUGCCGGCUACCAGUUGGAGCUUGAGGAGGUGAACGCCGCGUGGAUGGACGCCUUCCUCCCCCCACAGGAGGUCAUGGACAUCCGCGCCGACGGCGAUGCUCACCUGGACGUCCGCAGCUUCGACGGUUUCGUGGUGCCUCCCUGCAAAGCCUGCGGGGGGGUCUGGAAGCCGCGGGUGGUCUUCUUCGGCGGAUCCCUGGAGUCCUCGGUGAAGCUCGAGGCCCAGGAGGCGCUAAGAGGAGCGGAGGCUCUGCUGGUGAUGGGAACCUCCGCCAAAGUCUUCAGCGCCUUCUCUUUGAUCCGGCUCGCGGCGGAGGCGAAGAAGCCCGUGGCCCUGGUCAACAUCGGAGAGACCCGCGCAGAUCCUCUGGUUUCUCCGGACCUCCGCAUGCACAUGCGCUGCAGCGAAGCGCUCUCCGCGCUCUGCCACCAGCUGAGACUCCCCGCGUGA